UUCUAGAAUUAUUGGCGUCCAUUUUCGUGCGGCUGUGACCCAUGUGCAAAGAGUUUGACAUAUUUAUCAAUAUUUGCGGACAUAAUUCUGGUGAUUGGAACUUUGAAAAAGUUCUAACAGCAAUUUGAAAUGCCAGUAGCUUACGAAGUCAAGUCCUCCUGGGCAGACGAAGUCGAGGAGGAAGGUGGAACCCUGCCCUCUCCCACCGAGGUCUACGAGAACGGUUUCAAGGUCCUCACAGAGUACAAGUACAACGACGAUAACAAGAAAGUCAAGAUGGUUCGCACCUACAAGAUCGAGAAGCGAAUAGUCUCCAAGACGAUCGCCGUUAGAAAAAACUGGGCAAAAUUCGGGGACUCGUCGGACGACAGACCAGGGCCCAAUCCAGCAACUACCAUUGGCGCUGAGGAUGUCUUCAUGCAGUUCAUCUCCAGCAAAGAAGAGGAGAACAAGGUUGAGGAUGAGUCCCUGGAUAAACUGAAGAGCAUGGGCGACAAGGGAAUAGUCAAGUGUCGUAAUUGUAAUGGAGACCAUUGGACAUCGAAAUGUCCCUACAAGGACACUGUUCUUGCUGGUGGCAAGGUGCCUGAUGACAAGAAACCACCGACACGUCCUGGGGCACCGGAGCCUGCACCACCGGCCGGUGGUGAAACUCAAAAGGGAAAAUACGUACCACCGAGCAUGAGAGAUGGUGGCAACAGGCGUGGAGACUCCAUGCAGAUGCAGCGACGCGAUGAUACCACUGCCAUCCGCAUUUCCAAUUUGUCGGAGAGCACCAACGAGGCUGAUCUUGAAGAGCUGGUCAAACCAUUCGGCUUCAUUCAGAAGCAGUAUCUCGCUAAGGACAGAAACACUAAUCUCUGCAAAGGCUUUGCUUAUGUUCACUUCAAGUUCAGGGCGGAGGCUGCCAGGGCUAUCAGCCAUCUCAAUGGCUAUGGGUACGAUCAUCUCAUUCUGAAUGUCGAUUGGUCGAAGCCACCUGCGCAGCAGAACUAAGAGGAUUUUCAUCAUCUUUGGGUGGGUUAGAAUAUGGGAGAACGGCUUGAGCACGUGUGUCUGGGAAAUGUCAAGUGGUUUUUUAUGUCUCGAUGGUUCUCUGCCAAUGUACAUGGUUUAGUGUUUGAUACACUUUUCCAUUGAUGAUUCGGCGGUUGUCACGGACGUGAGUGGGUUCGGGAGGAACUGACGAAAAUCUUUUUUGGUGGAGAAUUUCGUAGGGUAUGAGAAAAAAUUGUCAUGUUUUUGGAUAGAAUCAUUCGUUCUGGGGAUAGGGGGGUAAUGAAGGAAGAAUAUCAUGUUGUGCUCGAACCGUUUUACCAAUGUUCCAUGCUGAUUGAUUGAGGGGUGAGGAAAUAGGUUUUAAUUGCAAAAUUGUGUAUUUGAAGAUGAAGGUCAAUAAAGAUAUUCCAUUUAAUUAAGUACAGUUUUUGGGUAAUAGUGUUUCGUAUUUUUAACUGAGCGAAUUCGCCAAUUCUGUAUAUGAAAACUGUGUGGCUGAUGCAGUUCAGUUGGGACGAUUAGACUGAUGGUUUCAGCUACGCAAGUAGCUACAGGAAUAACGAUACAGGAGUUCACUUUUCGUCACAGCGUGAUGACAAAUUUUUUUCUGUAGUUAGUACAUUGAGGGAAUCAAUGAGGAAUAAAGAUUUCGACCCAUUAGA
Messenger RNA from Diachasma alloeum, 1661 nucleotides. It is a transcript of the gene eIF3g1, whose product is annotated as eukaryotic translation initiation factor 3 subunit G. Gene Ontology annotation, molecular function: translation initiation factor activity; RNA binding. The record is from RefSeq and is a predicted model, not a curated record. The coding region runs from base 130 to 996 and encodes 288 amino acids. The transcript has 2 exons. Lineage: Eukaryota; Metazoa; Arthropoda; Insecta; Hymenoptera; Braconidae. Gene Ontology annotation, cellular component: eukaryotic translation initiation factor 3 complex; cytoplasm.